AUGGAUCUUGUUUUUAUCAUUGAUAGCUCUAAGAUUCUGGCUACCAACUUUGAGCUGGUCAAGCAGUAUGUAAAUGACAUUGUGGACUCGCUGGGCAUCUUCAGGGUGGGGACGCAUGUUGGUGUUCUUCAGUACUCCACCAAGGUGCACACAGAAUUCACCCUGGGCAAAUAUAGCUCUGCGCAGGACAUCAGAGAGGCUGUGUCCCAAAUGCAAUACAUGGGGACUGGCUCCAUGACCAGCUCAGCCCUACAUCACAUGUUUGAGAUGAGCUUUUCAGCGAAAGAAGGAGCCAGGCCCAACAUCCCACAUGUCUGCAUUGUGUUUACUGAUGGAAGAUCUCAUGAUGAUGUGUCCGAAUUGGCUGAAAAAGCAAGGAACUCUGGGAUCACAUUAUAUGCCUUAGGUGUUGGCAAAGUCAUCGAACAGGAGCUGAGAGAAAUUGCUGCAGAGCCUGAUGAGAAGCACCUUUAUUAUGCUGAAGAUUUUGAGAAAAUGUUCAGUUAG
This is a messenger RNA of Eleginops maclovinus (Patagonian blennie), 507 nucleotides long. Its product is annotated as matrilin-2-like. Lineage: Eukaryota; Metazoa; Chordata; Actinopteri; Perciformes; Eleginopidae. The record is from RefSeq and is a predicted model, not a curated record.